AUGGCAUCGGCUGCUAUUCAAACUCCCGGGGGCCACGCCGGGACUGCUCUUGCAACGCCUGUGGGAGUCCCCGUGGGCGAGAAGCCCCAUCACGUUCAAACAACACUGAACUUCUUCAAAGAGAAUCCAGACGGAUCUGAGCCGACGCCGAAUUAUGCAGGAAAGCCCGAGUCCUACAACAGGGAGCAUGACACUCUUCCCGCCCUGAUCCACGACGUCAGUGGCCACGAGCUGGAUUAUUCCCUCGACAAGCAGGGCUUCCAAUUCUAUUAUCAUGAAAGUGCAGAGAAAGACUUUCUCAAUGACGAGAAGAUCCAACGUCAAUACUAUCCCGAAACAGAGCAACUGCUGAAGGAUGCGACCGGUGCUUCACGAGUAUUCAUCUUCGACCAUACAAUCCGCCGUGGCUCCGGCACUAACAUCCUGCGCGGACCAGUCCAGCGGGUCCAUAUUGACCAGUCCUACCAGGCGUCGAAGAACCGCGUAUCGUACCACCUCCCUGACGAGGCUCCGGAGUUAUUGAAAGGCAGAUACCAGAUUAUCAAUGUCUGGCGCCCCAUCCGGACCAUCCUCAAGGACCCUUUGGCAGUUGCUGAUGCGCGCACGGUGCCGGAGGAGGUCCUGGUGCCGAUUAAACUCAUCUAUCCGGACCGCGAGGGCGAGACGUUCGGGGUAAAGGCGCACCCCGAUAUCAAGUGGUAUUAUCGGUACGGGCAGACGCCAAACUUGGUCACUUUGAUCAAGUGCUUCGAUUCCAAGACUGAUGGGCGGGCACGCCGUAUCCCCAUACGGCGUUUACGAACGCUGAAACGGAGAACGAGCCUGCGCGCGAAAGCAUCGAGAUUCGGGCGUUGGUAUUCCAUCCCGAUGACCGGGAUUAGGUUUCAAUUUUUUAAGUUGGUUCCU
Messenger RNA from Penicillium chermesinum, 906 nucleotides. RefSeq lists its product as uncharacterized. The transcript is spliced from 2 exons. The record is from RefSeq and is a predicted model, not a curated record. NCBI's taxonomy places the organism in Eukaryota, Fungi, Ascomycota, Eurotiomycetes, Eurotiales, Aspergillaceae. Gene Ontology annotation, molecular function: oxidoreductase activity. The annotation marks the transcript as partial.